AUGUACCUCCUCUUAGCUCUGCUACUACCGAGUAUCAUUCAAGGAUGUGAAAGAAAACACCAUCGCCGACACCACGAUCGCCAUCUGCUCCAGCGUGAUACGACACCCAUCUUCCCACCAACUCUGACCCCACAGGAACAAAUUCUAGUAUCGUCUUUUGACAAUACUUCAAUAGCGUCUUGGUCUAGUUACUACUCUCACAGGCGAAAUCUCGCGGGAGAAAGCAGCGCAGUGCCUCAAUGGACAGCUUCAAAAUGGGCCGAGUAUGGUUUCGACACUAGACUAGAUAGCUAUCACGUCUACCUAAACUACCCCAUCCACCAAUCCCUAGCACUCAAAUACCCCAACGGAACCACCUACAACCUCACUCUUGAAGAACCUAUCCUCGAAGAAGACCCUACAACCGGUUCUCCAAACCGCAUCCCCGCAUUCCACGGCUACUCCGCCUCAGGAAACGUAUCAGCACCCUACAUCUACAUCGGCCGCGCCACAACCCAAGAUAUCGAGCGGCUCCUCACCCACAACAUAUCCCUAGCCGGUAAAAUCGGCCUAGCCAAACACGGCGGCCCCUUCCGCGGCACCAAACUCCGCAACGCGCAAUCCUUCAACCUAACCGGCCUGCUCCUCUUCACCGAUCCCGCCGACGACGGAGAAAUGGCGCCACCGACGUACGCACCGUACCCUGCUGGGCCCGCACGUAACCCGGGGAGUAUACAGCGCGGUAGCGUGCUGGACCUGAGUAAGUAUCCUGGGGAUCCGACGACGCCGGGGCAUGCGUCGAAGGAGGGGGUGGAGAGGAUGUACAUGGGGAGUUUGCUGCGGAUACCGAGUUUGCCGUUGUCGUGGGGGGAGGCGAGGGGGUUGUUGAGGGGGUUGGAGGGGCGGGGGGUUAGGGAGGGUGGUGGUGGUGGUGGGUAUUUUAGUGGGCCGUCUGGUGCGGUGCUUGAGAUGAGGAAUCAGAUGAAGGGCGGUAUUGAGUGGAUUUACAAUGCGGUUGGUGUUGUGAAUGGGACGGAGGGGGAUGAGGUUAUUGUUGUGGGGAAUCAUCAUGAUGCGUGGAUGGUUGGCGGUGCUGCGGAUCCGCAUUCUGGUUCAGCGAUUUUGAUUGAGUUGGCGAGGGCUAUUGGCAAGCUCUUGGAGACUGGGUGGAGGCCCAAACGGACGAUUGUUCUUUGUAGUUGGGAUGCGGAGGAGUAUGGGUUGGUGGGAAGCACUGAAUGGGUUGAGGAACACACUCCCUGGCUUAAAUCAUCUACUGUGUCCUACUUAAACUUCGACGUUGGAGUCUCUGGCACCAUCCCCGACUUCAGUGCUUCUCCCGACCUUCACUCCCUUAUCACUUCGACUGCACAGAAGGUCAUAUGGCCCCAUGGCGAGAACCGUACAAUAUACGAUGUUUGGGAAGAAAAUUCUGGCGAGAUUGAUCUUCUAGGUGCACAAAGCGACUACGCAGCAUUUGUACACCGCGGUGGGAUUUCUUCCAUGGAUAUUGGUACUACGCGAGCGCCCCUGGAUCCAAUCUAUCACACACACUCCAACUUCGAUAGCUAUCACUGGAUGGCUAAGUUUGCUGAUCCAGGAUUUGUAAAGCACAAGGCGAUUGGACAGUUCCUGACCUUGAUGCUGUUCCACUUAGUAAACGACGAUGUUGUGCCGCUUGAGCCAGCCAACUAUGAUGUAGAGAUGAAGGCGUGGCUUGUGGAUCUCCGCAAGCUUGUUUCAUCUGCGAAUGCAACAGCUACAGUCAAAGUCGAGCAGCUUGAAGAUGCUGUUGCGGUAUUCGAAGAAGCAGCACAGCUAUUCAAUGCCACCUGUAAGAUGGCUGUAGUCUCAAACAAUGUACGUCUAAUCAAGGAACUGAACCGCAAAGCCCGAGAUCUUGGACGAGAGUUCAUCAAGCAAGGCGGACUUCCCGGAAGGCCAUUCUAUCAACAUCUUCUAUUUGCACCAGGAAUAGAUACAGGAUACAGGCCCGUUACUUUUCCUGGAAUUACGGAAGCCGUUUCUGUGGGUAACUUCACUCUAGCAAACGAAUACUUGGGAAGGACCGUGAAGGCUGUGCUGGCAGCAGCAAAUAUACUGGCGGCCUGA
This is a messenger RNA of Bipolaris victoriae FI3, 2091 nucleotides long. RefSeq lists its product as hypothetical. The record is from RefSeq and is a predicted model, not a curated record. The transcript has 6 exons. The coding region runs from base 1 to 2091 and encodes 696 amino acids. Lineage: Eukaryota; Fungi; Ascomycota; Dothideomycetes; Pleosporales; Pleosporaceae. Gene Ontology annotation, molecular function: carboxypeptidase activity.